UGGUCGCCAAACCGAACCCACUGUACUGCAUGGCGCUCGCUCGUUUGAUCACCGAUUAACUGUAUGUGUGGUGUGCAGUCUACUUUGCGACGCAGAAGUUGAUGCAUUUCUUCUCUCGCGCUGCUGUUGCAACACUGCUCCGAAACGUUGGACUUGGUGGUAUGUUUUGCUGGUUUAAAAAUAUUGCAUUUCUUAUUCUCAACAUAAGAUAAAUGGAGUCUACCAAUGAUAGUGGCCUAUAUUUCACCUUGCGAAAAAUUCUCUUCGCGAAAGAGUGAGGUGAUUUUUUUUCUCCCAGGCCGUGGCGAAGUACUUACCUGUAAUCUGUAGGAACACAUGAAGCAAACUUUCCGCACCCUUUGGAAGAGGGAGGUUCUCCACUCUGUAGCCCGCUAGCGCUAGGGAUAACGAGUCUCUUAAACUGGGGACGGUCGCUUCUUUAUACUCAACUUUAAAAGAAGGUUGCUUUUGCUUCCUACUUCUUACAAGAAAAUAGGGGUAACGUGAAUUUGUGCAGCACCAUGGCAAGUACAAGUAAUCAAGAUCUUAAUUCUAAUAUGAAGAGGACGAAUUAUCAAGAUGAUUGGAGUGGAGAUGAAAAUGAAAAACCAAAACCCAAGGAUGAGGAAGUCAAACACACAGCCAAAUCACUAUUUAAGGAGAAUCUUCUAAGUACAAUCACAUACUGCAGUGUUUUCGGAAGUUUUGGAAUGUGUGUUUCCCUCCUCGGUCCAACACUUGAAGAUUUAGGAUGUCAAACUGGAAGUACUGUGAUUGAAAUGAGUUGGGCUUUUCUUGCACAAGCUCUUAGCAUCCUUAUUGGAUCAAUGGCAGGUGGAUUUCUUGUAGACAGGUAUGGUGGGGAUCCUCUACUCCUCAUUUCAAACACCAUGAUUGGUAUCACCCUGAGUCUCAUACCUCUCUGUCAGAAUCUACCUGUCCUUCUUGUUGAUCUAGCUAUCAUGGGAUUCUUCAUGGGUAUCAUUGACACCACAGCCAAUGUCUCACUGCUCAAGAUCUACGGCAAACUGGUCUCGCCGUUUCUGCAGGCUCUUCAUUUCUGUUAUGGUCUGGGGGCAGUUAUCAGCCCCCUUCUGGCAGAACCUUUCCUACUCAACACUGAUUGCACUCCAUUGGUUUCCAAUGGGUCAUCUAGCUCCAGCGAUGAGCUUCCAAUAUUUGUUAGAAGCAGUGACGAUGCGGGCUUGAACGAUGUCUCAGGGACAAUGAGUAGCUUAGAAGAUGUCCAGUCAAAAACCAAUGUGAAAUAUGCCUUCUGGAUCAUGGCUGCUUUCCAGAUUCCCAUUGUAAGUCUUGUUCUUGCCCUGAACGUCCGUCGAUACUGCUGCGCUCUAGCCCCAGACCAGAGUUUUAUCACCGUCUUAAAUCGCUCAAACUAUGUAGAUCUUGAUGCAGACCAAGACAUUGCCAAGCCAGAGAGCCCAAAGAAAACUCAAGGAAGAUGUUUACAGAAUGACAGAUCAAAAAUAGUGGUUAUCACAAUUAUAACAGCCUUCCUCCUCUUCAUAUAUGACGGAUUACAGGCCGCUUAUGGAGGGUUUAUCUUUGAGUAUGCUGUCAAGAAUGUUGCUAUCGAGCUCUCUGCGACUGAUGGAGCAUACCUGACUUCAGUCUACUGGGGAAGCUUUGCACUUGGAAGAUUAAUAUCCAUCCCGAUAUCUACUUUCUGCUCACUCUCUCUCAUGCUUCUUGUCAAUCUGGUGAGUAUUUCAUUCACAGUUUAGAGGAAGCAUUUCAUGAAAUGAAUAGUCAUAAUAUCCACUAUGUGGAGCGUUGUGGCCCAGUGGAUUA
Molecule: messenger RNA, 1812 nt
Organism: Lytechinus variegatus (green sea urchin)
Lineage: Eukaryota; Metazoa; Echinodermata; Echinoidea; Temnopleuroida; Toxopneustidae
Product: major facilitator superfamily domain-containing protein 4A-like
Exons: 6
Coding region: 522-1745 (407 amino acids)
Biological process (GO): transmembrane transport
Source: RefSeq, a predicted model, not a curated record